CUGUACUCUACCUUAGUCUGCCACUACAAUCAUGACUUUCUCUCUCUACCUCUCAUAGCUUCGCUUAAGCUAGCUACAAAAUAAGCAGCUGCUGCUACUCUGAAAUAUCCUCUUCAUUUCUCCUGUCGCUCUCUAACUGCAAAACAAAUAUACACAAAAGGAGAGGGUCAUUGGAUAGUGAGGAAAAUUUCAAACACAAGAGAAAGUUGUAAACAACAUCAUAUUAUUGUCCAUGUUGGAUUGCAUGGUUUGAAAGAGAGAGAGAGAGAGAGAGAUCUGUUGGUAUUGCGGUUGCAGAGUUGCUCAGACAAGUAAUCCAUGGCCUAGAUAGAGUACACUGGACAACGACUUGGAGCUAGCUAGAUCGAAUAACCCAUCGUCAUCACCAUCCUCUAUUCAUCAUCAUCAUCAUCACCUUCACGGGAUUUUUGAAUGCCCAAAUUUUACUUUUUAUUUCUUUUUUCCAGUAUAUGAAUUAUCAUUAUUAGUCUGUGCUAGCUGCCACCUGUUGUACAUGAACAAGCUCUAGUUCAGCUCACACUCAUGCUUAGUUGUGUACAAAAGGAGAGUGCCCUUGUUAGUCCAAAUUUUUCAGAGUGCAAAAGUGGGGUUAAAGUUUGAGUCUUUGGGAGAAAAACCCAAGUAUCUAAAGAGAUCUCAUCUGGGUGUGGUGGGUUUUCUCAUCCCUUUAAUUUGUUUUUCUCUCUUUGGAGUUUUCCUUUCCUCCAACAAGGCCAAAAGAAAAUGUUUCCUUCGGUAGCAGCCAUGUCCAAUUCAACUUCUUUGUCCACUGAAGAAGCAGCUAGUGUUUCUUCUGGUUCCAGACUCCCAGAUCACUUUGCUUGCUUAAACCCUCUUUCAGUUUCAACCAUUACCUCUUCUCCUCUCGACCAUCAGCAGCCGCCGCAGAAGAUUAAAAAGAAGAGAAGCCUCCCUGGAAACCCAGACCCUGAUGCCGAAGUGAUAGCAUUAUCCCCUAAAACGCUCCUGGCCACGAACAGAUUCGUGUGCGAGAUUUGCAACAAGGGGUUCCAGAGGGACCAGAACCUCCAGCUUCACAGGAGAGGCCACAACCUGCCAUGGAAGCUGAAGCAAAGGAGCAGCAAAGACUUGAUAAAAAAGAGAGCCUAUGUGUGCCCUGAGCCCUCUUGUGUUCAUCACCACCCUUCAAGAGCACUUGGGGAUCUCACAGGGAUCAAGAAGCACUUUUGCAGAAAGCAUGGGGAGAAGAAGUGGAAGUGUGACAAGUGCUCGAAGAUCUAUGCUGUUCAAUCUGAUUGGAAAGCUCACUCCAAAACCUGUGGUACAAGAGAAUAUAGAUGUGACUGUGGAACCCUUUUCUCCAGGAAGGAUAGCUUCAUAACUCACAGAGCCUUCUGUGAUGCUCUGGCUGAAGAAAGUGCAAGGCUCUCAGCAAGCCAAUUAGCUAUUGCCACCACACCUCAAAUCUCUCUCUUCCCUUUCCCAAACCACUCUCACUUCACAAACCCACCCCCAUUACCAUUCACCACCCUCUCUCCCUGGGACCCACCCCACAACCCUAACCCUAACCCUAAUACCACCCAAAACCCACUUCACCACCACGUCAAGCCUGAAGAAACUCACCACCACUUCCCCCUAAACCCAAUUCUCUUCCAAGAGACCCCAUCACCUCAACACAAGCCUCUGAUAACCUCUCCCUUCCAGCACCUCCACGUCAGCACACAGCCAACCUCAAGUGUCGCCACGUCAGCUCACCUGUCAGCCACUGCGCUGCUCCAAAAGGCCGCCACCAUUGGCGCCUCCGCGGCUGGGCAGCAGCAGUCUCAGUCAGCUGGCUUGGCUGAGUUUGGGACAUUAGGAGGGUUCACGUCCGGAGAACUCACCACGUGGCAGAAGACUGACCGUCUGACGAGGGACUUCCUCGGUCUGACGUCCGCGGAUGGCAACGGCUGUGAUCAUGGGAAUGGAGCUGUUAACGUCGUCAACGAUAUGUUAACGUACGCCGGGGGAGCCGUCGAGUUUCAACAGUAUCAUCAUGACCAGCGUCUGCGUGGCCAUCACGCUCUGUUGAAGCCCCAGGGUUUUGGGUUCGCGGAGACUACUGCCUCUGACACGUGGGGGGAUUGUUGAGCAAGAUAUUUGACCCCGAGGGGGUAAAAGAGUAAGCUAGCCGAUGGUCAAAUGACGGAAAGGAAAGAAAGGAAAGAGGAUGAAAAUCAAAAAUCUCUGUUAAGACUUGAGACCAUUUUGUAUGCUUAAUUUUCUGCAUGGUAGAAAUUAGUUCAUUAUGAUAUUUUAGUUGUUUUCGUAUC
Rosa rugosa (rugosa rose) is the source of this 2294-nucleotide messenger RNA. RefSeq names its product protein indeterminate-domain 12. The coding region runs from base 745 to 2112 and encodes 455 amino acids. The transcript is spliced from 3 exons. The record is from RefSeq and is a predicted model, not a curated record. Gene Ontology annotation, cellular component: nucleus. Lineage: Eukaryota; Viridiplantae; Streptophyta; Magnoliopsida; Rosales; Rosaceae. Gene Ontology annotation, molecular function: DNA-binding transcription factor activity.